This is a messenger RNA of Oncorhynchus gorbuscha (pink salmon), 555 nucleotides long. RefSeq lists its product as uncharacterized. NCBI's taxonomy places the organism in Eukaryota, Metazoa, Chordata, Actinopteri, Salmoniformes, Salmonidae. The record is from RefSeq and is a predicted model, not a curated record.
CGCCUUUUAGAAAAUUGUCUCUACGUGAAGGCUGAGAAGUGCGCCUUUCAUGUCUCCUCUGUCACAUUUCUCGGUUCUGUUAUUUCCGCUGAAGGCAUUCAGAUGGAUCCCGCUAAGGUCCAGGCUGUCAGUGAUUGGCCCGUUCCAAGGUCACGUGUCGAGUUGCAGCGCUUUCUAGGUUUCGCUAAUUUCUAUCGGCGUUUCAUUCGUAAUUUUGGUCAAGUUGCUGCCCCUCUCACAGCUCUUACUUCUGUCAAGACGUGCUUUAAGUGGUCCGGUUCCGCCCAGGGAGCUUUUGAUCUCCUCAAGAAGCGUUUUACAUCCGCUCCUAUCCUUGUUACUCCUGACGUCACUAAACAAUUCAUUGUCGAGGUUGACGCUCAGAGGUGGGUGGGAGCCAUUCUAUCCCAGCGCUUCCAGUCUGACGAUAAGGUCCAUCCUUGCGCUUAUUUUUCACAUCGCCUGUCGCCAUCGGAACGCAACUAUGAUGUGGGUACACAACUGCUCGCCAUCCGCUUAGUCCUGGACUUUGAACAGGCUGACCCCAAGAGGUGA